CACGGGGUUCGAACAUCAUGUCCACGUGCGGGAGGGGACACGGCCUACGGCGCCCCUGGGAGGAGGAGGAGGAGGAGGAGGAGGAGGAGGAGGAGGAGGAGGAGGAGGAGGAGGAGGGGGCCGGCUGCCUCACUGAGAGCUGGGAGCGCGGACAGCGAGAUCGCCUUUCAGGCGCUUGGGCGACAUCGACUCGAGGGCGGCCAGGCACUCGAGGGCAAACCGCAGCUGCUCCUCGGCGGACAGGCCGUCCAUGAGGCGGUCGAUGGGCUGGUCGGGGCGCAGGAAGCCGCCUAUCUCCUGGACGGCCUGGCUGGCCUUCUCCCACACAACCAUGGCGCAGACAGCGAGGACAACCUUCUCCGCGACCUUCAGCAAGUACUGGCCCUCAACCAUGGCACGGCUCGUCAUCCCGCGACUGGGCGUGCCAGGUGAGUAUGAGCAACUCUGGAGCCGAACCUUGAGCCACAAUGGUUUGAGUGGCUACGGAUCUCAGAGCAGACUAUUUAGUCUCAG
Molecule: messenger RNA, 513 nt
Organism: Prorocentrum cordatum
Lineage: Eukaryota; Dinophyceae; Prorocentrales; Prorocentraceae
Source: the annotation of a GenBank genome assembly